AUGACAACGAGACUGAGCUCUCGAUUCAGCCUUCGGUCGUCUUCAAAGAGCACCAAACGGUCUCAUAAAGGGGUUCGUUUCUGGUUUAGCUCAAAGACCGACAACAGUGGGGACGAUCUGGUUGCCGCGGCUGCAGCACAGGCAGUGGACGAGCAGCUCCAGAAGACCAAACAGAGAUCCGAGUCGGGCUGUUCGUACGUCCCGCGGGUUGAAUACGGCUCGUCACACUGCGGCGUGGAGCGAGAUGCGCCUUGGACCAGCAACGAACAGGUAGAACAGCACUAUUCAGCGCUCGGGUGGACUGUCGUUCCUAUUGGUAAGGACGGCAACUGCCUGUUCCGAGCUAUAAGCGACCAGCUCUACAACAACGAGCUGUUCCACCAGGAUAUUCGACGACGGCUUGUGGAUUUCAUCGAGAGAGAAGAAAAGCAUUUCCAACCUUUCGUAGACGGCGAACAAGUGGACGACUACUGUGCCCGUAUGCACGAGGACGGCGAGUGGGGCGGCCAUUUGGAGCUGUACGCAGCGGCCAGACUCUUCAACAUUCACAUUGUAGUACACACAGGCCCCGUUCGCAGACUCCGAGUAACGAACGAAGAUGUAGACAAGCACAACCUGGCGCCGCCACCGUAUCGGAUACUGCACCUGCUCUAUAAGGACGACCAUUACAGUAGUUUGCACUCCAACGACGACGUAAAGACCAUCGCAGCAGAAGAAUACACAGUCAUCCCUACUGACAAAAGGGUACGGUCUCCAGCGAAAACGUUCGAUAGUCCGGACAAGAAAGUUGCGAAGGUUCAGGAGACGAAAGUUGUACAUAUCCAAGACGUGGCGAAGAAGGCGAAAACAAGUUACGAUCCGUCCAGAAAGAAUGUCAAGUUUCAAGAAGUUGUGGAGGCCAAGCCUUCACCGCGUGAGAGCAAGGCGUUCCUCUACGAGGAAGAAAAUCUCCCAGAGUGUGGGGUAUUACUCCCGAAGCAAGUCCUAUUCAAGCGUGGCAAGCGUCGUGUCAGUGGCGCCACGCUCUUCUCACUUGUUCACAUACCGUCGACCGGCAAUUUAAAGCCCGUUGUCGAGACGACCUCCGUGUCGACGUCGUCUGAUGCGUCCACCGCAACCUCAUCCAGCGAGGAGCAAGAGGAUCCAUCAGAAAUGGUAACGGAACGACCAAAACCGAAGGCACCGACACUACGGGCAGUUGCGAUUGCGUACCCGAGGAGGACUACCUUCCACAAAGGUCGAGCCACGACUGCUUGCUAG
This is a messenger RNA of Phytophthora nicotianae INRA-310, 1260 nucleotides long. RefSeq lists its product as hypothetical. The record is from RefSeq and is a predicted model, not a curated record. Lineage: Eukaryota; Oomycota; Peronosporomycetes; Peronosporales; Peronosporaceae. The transcript has a single exon. Gene Ontology annotation, molecular function: cysteine-type deubiquitinase activity. The coding region runs from base 1 to 1260 and encodes 419 amino acids. Gene Ontology annotation, biological process: protein deubiquitination.